Candidozyma pseudohaemuli is the source of this 1131-nucleotide messenger RNA. RefSeq names its product Ste3p (gene STE3). Gene Ontology annotation, molecular function: mating-type factor pheromone receptor activity. Gene Ontology annotation, cellular component: membrane. Gene Ontology annotation, biological process: G protein-coupled receptor signaling pathway. Lineage: Eukaryota; Fungi; Ascomycota; Pichiomycetes; Serinales; Metschnikowiaceae. The coding region runs from base 1 to 1131 and encodes 376 amino acids. The record is from RefSeq and is a predicted model, not a curated record. The transcript is spliced from 2 exons.
AUGGCUCUCGACGCUCAAGGUCUGUGUAUCGCUGCCUUCUCCUUCAUAGCCUUUGUGCUCUUGAUACCACCAUUUUUCUACCACCACAGGCAAAAGAAUAUCCCAGCAUGCAGCUUGAUUUUUUGGCUCUGCUAUGAGAAUCUCAUCGCUUUUGUCAAUGCAUUAAUCUGGAGUGGUGAUGAUUUUGAUGCGGUAACUACUGCGCCAGGCUACUGUGAUGUUACUGUCAGACUCACCAGUGGAGCUUCCUCGGGAAAGUUGUGUUGCAUUGCUACCGUCAUGUUCAACUUGUUCAUGAUCAUUCGUGCUGAAAACCACAAGUUUUUGAACCCCAAAUCGAAAAGACGCCCUUUGACCAAUAUUGCCAUGUGCUGGAUCACUCCAAUCUUCGUCAUGAGCACUUCGAUUAUCGUUCAAGCUACCCGUUAUGUCAUCUUCAGAUAUCGUGGCUGCCUUGCUGCUUACGCAUACUCAUAUUUGACACUCAUCUUGGUGCAGAUCUGGAAUCUCGUGUGGUCGGUGGUUGCUCUUGUGUUUGCCUUGUUGACCUUGAUCACAUACCUCAAGAAGCGCAGAGAUAUCAAAGACAUUUUGAGAUGCACAGGCUCCGGCCUCAACCAACGAAGAUUUGCACGUUUGGUGAUAUUCAGCUUGCUCAUCAUCUUUGUUUUAGUGCCCUUCGCCAUCUAUAACUUUGUCAAUGCUGCUGACACUUUCGGGGUCCUGACUUUCAACUUGAAGGACAUUCACAACGAGCACUGGGGCACGAUAUACGCCUUCGAUUAUGGAACGUCACAGCUUGCGUCGCCGAUUAUCAACAUUUGUCUUGCAUUCUGUACCUUCAUCCUUUUUGGCUUGGGAACAGAUGCACUCUCUAUGUACCGCCGCUUCCUUCGCUUCAUUGGAUUCAAAAAGAUUUCAAUGGGCAGCAACAGUGACGAUCCUGUUAUCUCCACAGAGUUCACAGAAAGCAAACACCUCACUAGGGACACUGUUCGGACCGAAGGAACGAUGGCCACCAUGCACGAAUUGACAGACUAUAAGGAACUCGUGUUUGGUGAAGCGGAAAGAUCCUUAGAUCUGCCUGACACCUUGAUAAAAGAAAGCGACAUAGAUCAGUGGAGAGACUGA